AGCGGUGAUUUCGGACGAGAAAAUAUAACGAGUGCGAAGCUGUCUGUUCCAUUCUGACUUGUGUUGCGCUGUGCCGGCAUCUUCGCGACCGUAAGGGAAUCAUAGAAAAUGGUCCGCUUAACCGUCGAUGUCAUUCAGGGCGCGCCCCAGAGCAUAAACCCUAUAAAAGAACGUCAAUUAGAUCUUCGAGGGUACCGUAUCCCCGAGAUCGAGAACAUGGGAGCAACCUUGGAUCAGUUUGACACAAUCGAUUUCUCUGACAACGACAUAAGGAAACUGGAAGGGUUCCCGUACCUCAAGCGGAUCAAAUCUUUACUUCUCAACAACAACAGGAUCAGUCGAAUUGCCGAUAAUCUUGAGGAGCAGCUACCUUCGCUGGAGACGUUAAUUUUGACAAACAAUAACGUAGGAAACUUAGGAGACCUCGACGCCUUGUCGACAGUGAAGACGUUGAGAUUUCUCUCGGUGUUGAAGAACCCGGUCGCCCUCAAGAAACAUUACCGGCUCUACGUGAUCUUCCGAGUUCCGCAGCUGAGAAUACUCGAUUUCAAGCGCAUAAAAAUGGCGGAGCGGGAGGAAGCCAAGAAAGUCUUCAAAGGCAAGAAAGGAGAAGCCUUGGCUAAGGAGAUCGGGCAGAAGUCGGCGCCUGAAAAAGUCAAGACUUUCACCCCGGGAGAACCUGCGAAGUUGGAGAACACCUUCGCAAUGACAACAGACGAUCAGAAGGCUCUCAAAAACGCCCUCGCCAAGGCAACCACUCUCGAAGAGGUGGAACGACUCACUCAGCUCCUGAAAAGUGGCCAGGAUCAAGCUACAAAACCGAAGGAAGCGAACGGAAACCACGACCAAGUUAAUCCGCUACAGAAGGCCGUUGAUGAAAACAUCGUCGAAGAGGAUGAAGACGACGAAGGAGACCAAGUCCAAGAGAUGGAGACCUGAAGCUUGUCUCGAGCAAAAAACGAAAGGGCGGCAGCGAUCCUCAUCGGCCUUUGACCACGUCAUGGGAAGAUGAGAUCGACCA
Messenger RNA from Galendromus occidentalis (western predatory mite), 1021 nucleotides. RefSeq names its product small nuclear ribonucleoprotein polypeptide A'-like U2A. Bases 109 to 939 code for a protein of 276 amino acids. Gene Ontology annotation, molecular function: U2 snRNA binding; protein binding. NCBI's taxonomy places the organism in Eukaryota, Metazoa, Arthropoda, Arachnida, Mesostigmata, Phytoseiidae. Gene Ontology annotation, cellular component: U2 snRNP. The transcript is spliced from 6 exons. Gene Ontology annotation, biological process: mRNA splicing, via spliceosome. The record is from RefSeq and is a predicted model, not a curated record.